AUGGCAGUGAUGAAGGAGAUUCUCCGAUCCAGAAAUCUCUUGCUCGUUGUUCUCAUUCCGCUUCUGCUGCUUCCUCUGCCACUCAUAUACCCCAGCAGUGAAGCCUCGUGUGCCUACGUGCUCGUGGUGACAGCUGUGUACUGGGUCUCUGAAGCAGUGCCUCUCGGGGCAGCAGCCUUGGUUCCUGCUUUCCUGUACCCUCUCUUUGGGGUCAUGAAGUCCAGCGAGGUGGCUGCUGAAUAUUUCAAGAACACAACUUUGCUCCUCAUGGGUGUGAUUUGUGUGGCAGCUUCUGUGGAAAAGUGGAAUCUCCACAAGCGAAUUGCCCUGCGCAUGGUGAUGAUGGCUGGAGCCAAGCCAGGCAUGCUGCUCCUCUGCUUUAUGUGCUGCACCACGGUGCUCUCCAUGUGGCUUUCCAACACCUCCACCACAGCCAUGGUGAUGCCAAUCGUGGAGGCAGUGCUCCAGGAGCUGGUGAAUACUGAGGAGGAGUGUGAGGUCAUCACGACUGCAGGCAGCACCGUUGCUGAAGAAAACAAGCCAAUAGGUCUCAGCGAAAAGCACGGCCAGCCUUCGCUGGAGCUUGUCUUCAUCAAUGAGGAUGCUACUACUGACUUCAGCUCCUUGAUGCACUCAAAGAGUAUGAACGGUGUGCACAUGAUAGCCAACCCUGUUGGAGCAAUGAAUUCCACGAGCAACGGGCAGCACCUCCCUCAGGCUCAGAUCCUGGUCCUGCCCCCUGAGCCCUCGGAUCUCGGCCUGAGCAGCAAGUACCAGACCAGGCACGACCACAUGGUCUGCAAAUGCCUCUCACUGAGCAUCUCCUACGCAGCCACCAUCGGGGGGCUCAGCACCAUCAUAGGCACCUCCACCAGCCUCAUAUUCCUCGAGCACUUCAACAACCAGUACCCAAAAGCUGAAGUGGUGAAUUUUGGAACUUGGUUCCUGUUCAGUUUCCCCAUCUCCCUCAUCAUGUUGGUGCUGACUUGGUUCUGGCUGCACUGGCUGUUCUUGGGCUGCAAUUUUAAAGAGACUUGUUCUGUGAGCAAGAAGAAGAAGACCAAACGGGAAGAAAUGUCAGAGAGAAGAAUUCAAGAGGAAUACAAGAAACUGGGAAAUGUUAGCUAUCCCGAGAUGGUGACUGGAUUCUUCUUCAUCCUGAUGACCUUGCUUUGGUUCACUCGUGAGCCCGGCUUUGUACCAGGAUGGUCAUCAUUUUUUGAGAAGAAAGGUUACCGGACUGAUGCCACUGUUUCUGUAUUUCUUGGGUUUCUCCUUUUCCUGAUUCCAGCAAAAAAGCCAUGUUUUGGAAAAAGGAGAGAAGGAGAUGGUGAAAAGUCAACAGACAUUAACACACUGGAGCCCAUCAUUACCUGGAAGGACUUUCAGAAGACCAUGCCCUGGGAGAUCGUAGUGUUGGUUGGAGGAGGUUAUGCCUUAGCAGCUGGAUGCAAGACCUCUGGCCUCUCUACAUGGAUUGGACGUCAAAUGCUCUCCCUGAGCAGCCUUCCCUACUGGGCUGUAACUCUGCUGGCUUGCAUCUUGGUGUCCAUGGUAACAGAAUUUGUUAGUAAUCCAGCAACCAUCACCAUCUUUCUACCUAUUUUAUGCAGCAUGUCAGAAACCCUGCUUAUCAACCCUUUAUACACCCUGAUUCCUGUCACCAUGUGCAUCUCGUUUGCGGUGAUGCUGCCUGUGGGGAACCCUCCAAAUGCCAUUGUCUUCAGUUAUGGGCACUGCCAGAUCAAAGAUAUGGUGAAAGCUGGCCUGGGUGUAAAUCUAAUUGGUCUGGCUGUUGUCAUGGUGGCCAUCAACACAUGGGGAAUUAGGCUCUUCCAGCUGAACACCUUUCCAGAAUGGGCAACAGUCAGCAACAUCACAAGCCAAACAUAA
Messenger RNA from Pseudopodoces humilis (Tibetan ground-tit), 1893 nucleotides. RefSeq names its product solute carrier family 13 member 4 (gene SLC13A4). The record is from RefSeq and is a predicted model, not a curated record. Gene Ontology annotation, molecular function: transmembrane transporter activity. Gene Ontology annotation, biological process: transmembrane transport. Gene Ontology annotation, cellular component: plasma membrane. Lineage: Eukaryota; Metazoa; Chordata; Aves; Passeriformes; Paridae.